CUCGACUACAAUCGUGCUUGGCUUGUGGACGGCCUUCACGAUCUUCCUUUUAUCUUCGACUCGAAUCACGUCUCGAGUCGUUUCGACACAUGAACAUCUUUUUCCAUCGUUGACUUGACAUCUUCGCCUUUAGACGACCCCUAUCGUGGUCCUCACUUUAAUACUUCGUCGAUUAAUUUUCCAAAGUUUUCUGGACGUCUCAACAAACCGUCAUUAUGCGUCCCGAAAUUGAGCAGGAGCUCGCGCACACGCUCCUGGUGGAGCUACUUGCAUAUCAAUUCGCCUCUCCAGUGAGAUGGAUCGAGACCCAGGAUGUCAUUCUCGCUGAGAAUACUACCGAACGGAUUGUCGAAAUUGGUCCCGCUGAUACACUUGGUGGUAUGGCCCGGAGGACCAUUGCUUCCAAAUACGAGGCCUACGACGCUGCCCUCUCCGUACAGCGUCAAAUUCUCUGCUACAACAAGGACGCCAGAGAGAUUUACUACGAGGCUGAUCCCGUAGAGGACGAGCCGCCGGCGGCUGCCCCUGCUGGAGAUGCCCCUGCCGCUCCCGCCGCCGCCGCCGCCGCCCCGGCCGCAGCUGCUCCUGCACCCGCCGCAGGUGCUGGUGCAGGCCCUGCUCCUCAGGUCGCCGACGCUCCUGUGCCUGCCGUGGACAUUUUGCGGACUUUGGUCGCUCAGAAGCUUAAGAAGGGUCUCCAAGAUGUACCUUUGAGCAAGGCUAUUAAGGACUUGGUUGGAGGAAAAUCCACUCUCCAGAACGAAAUCCUUGGUGACCUGGGCAAGGAAUUUGGUUCUACGCCCGAGAAGCCCGAAGAUACGCCUCUCGAUGAGCUAGGUGCUGCUAUGCAGGCCACUUUCAACGGCCAGCUCGGCAAACAGUCAACCUCUCUCAUUGCCCGUAUGGUCUCUUCCAAGAUGCCUGGCGGUUUCAACAUUACCGCUGUUCGUAAAUACCUCGAGACCCGCUGGGGUUUACCUGCUGGUCGACAGGACGGCGUCCUUCUUCUGGCCUUGACAAUGGAGCCUGCCUCCCGUCUCGGUUCCGAGGCUGACGCCAAAGCAUGGCUCGACGAUGUCUCGAACAAGUAUGCUGCCCACGCCGGCAUCAGCUUGUCUUCACCCACUGCUGGUGGUGACGGUGGUGCGGGUGGUGGCGGCAUGAUGAUGGAUCCCGCUGCCAUUGACGCUCUGACCAAGGACCAGCGUGCUCUGUUCAAGCAACAGCUCGAACUCUUUGCGCGCUACCUCAAGUUGGACCUUCGUGCUGGCGACAAGGCCUUUGUCAACUCGCAAAAGUCUGAAGCCGCUCUACAGGCCCAGCUUGACCUCUGGAACACUGAGCACGGCGAGUUUUAUGCUACCGGUAUUGAGCCCACUUUCAGUCCCCUCAAGGCCCGUGUCUACGACUCGUGCUGGAACUGGGCCCGUCAGGACGCGCUGCUCAUGUACUACGACAUCAUCUUUGGCCGCCUUAAGGCUGUUGACCGCGACAUUGUCAGUCAGUGCAUCCGCAUCAUGAACCGCUCGAACCCUCGGCUGCUCGACUUUAUGCAGUAUCAUAUUGACAACUGUCCCACCGAUCGUGGCGAGACCUACCAGCUCGCCAAGGAGCUUGGACAGCAGCUCAUUGAGAACUGCAACGAUGUCCUUACUGAGGCCCCUGUCUACAAGAGCGUCGACAUUCCCACCGCUCCCCAGACCAGCAUUGAUGCUCGCGGCAACAUGAGCUUUGCUGAAGUGCCUCGCCCUAGCGUCCGCAAAUUGGAGCACUAUGUGCGUGAAAUGGCAGAGGGUGGCAAGAUCUCCGAAUACGGCAACCGUACCAAGGUUCAGAAUGACCUGCAAAAGAUUUACAAGCUCAUCCGUCAGCAACACAAGCUGUCUAAGUCGUCUCAGCUUCAGAUCAAGCAGCUUUACAGCAAUGUCAUCCGCUCUCUCGCCAUGAACGAAGGCCAGAUGAUCCCGUUGGAGAACGGCAAGGCUGCCAACGGCCACGCUCGCAAGCCUGGCCGCAACGGCACCCGAGGCUUGAAUGGCAAGCAGGGUAAGGUCGAGACCAUUCCCUUCCUUCACCUUAAGCGCAAGGAGGAGCACGGAUGGGAGUACAGCAAGAAGUUGACCGGUGUUUACCUCGACGGUCUUGAGAAGGCCGCUAGCUCUGGUGUCACCUUCCAGGGCAAGCAGGCUCUCAUGACUGGUGCCGGUGCUGGCUCCAUUGGUGCCGAGGUGUUGCAGGGUCUCAUCAGCGGUGGCGCGAAGGUCGUUGUAACGACCAGCCGUUUCUCGCGCGAGGUCACUGAGUACUACCAGGCCAUGUACGCCCGCUAUGGUGGCCGUGGCUCCCAACUCAUUGUUGUUCCAUUCAACCAGGGCAGCAAGCAGGAUGUUGAGGCUCUGGUUGACUACAUCUACGACACCAAGAAUGGUCUUGGAUGGGAUCUCGAUUAUAUUGUUCCAUUCGCUGCCAUCCCUGAAAACGGCCGCGAAAUCGACAGCAUUGAUUCCCGCUCCGAGCUUGCUCACCGUAUCAUGUUGACCAAUCUUCUCCGUCUCCUUGGCGCCGUCAAGGCUCAGAAGGCCGAGCGCGGCUUCGAGACUCGUCCCGCUCAAGUUGUCUUGCCUCUCUCCCCUAACCAUGGUACCUUCGGUAACGAUGGUCUCUACUCAGAGUCAAAAUUGGCGCUUGAGACCCUCUUCAACCGAUGGCACUCUGAGAGCUGGGGCAACUUCCUCACCAUCUGCGGUGCUGUCAUUGGCUGGACUCGUGGUACUGGUCUCAUGGGAGGCAACAACAUUGUUGCUGAGGGCGUUGAGAAGUAUGGUGUUCGUACCUUCUCUCAGCAGGAGAUGGCCUUCAACCUUCUUGGCCUGAUGGCUCCUUCGAUUGUCGAUCUCUGCCAAAUGGAGCCUGUCUUCGCUGACCUGAACGGUGGUCUGCAGUUCCUCCCCAACCUCAAGGAACUCAUGACCGACCUCCGCAAGAACAUCAUGGAAACUAGCGAGGUCCGUACCGCCGUUACCAAGGAGAACGCCAUCGAGCACAAGAUUGUCAAUGGCGACGACAGCGAGGCCCUCUACAAGAAGGUCACCGUCGAUCCUCGUGCCAACCUCAAGUUCCAAUUCCCCAACCUGCCUGACUGGAAGUCUGAGGUUGAGCCGCUCAACGGCAAUCUCAAGGGCAUGGUUGACCUUGACAAGGUAGUUGUCGUUACUGGUUUCUCGGAAGUCGGACCCUGGGGUAACUCUCGUACCCGAUGGGAGAUGGAAGCCUAUGGCCAGUUCUCUUUGGAAGGCUGUGUUGAAAUGGCCUGGAUCAUGGGUCUCAUCAAGCACCACAACGGUCCUCUCAAGGGCCAGUCGUACGCUGGAUGGGUUGAUGCCAAGACUGGCGAGCCCGUUGACGACAAGGACGUCAAACCCAAGUACGAAAAGCACAUUAUUGAGCACUCUGGUAUCCGUCUGAUCGAGCCUGAGCUCUUUAACGGCUACGACCCGAACAAGAAGCAACUUCUCCAGGAGAUUGUCAUCGAAGAGGAUCUCGAUCCUUUUGAGUCGUCCAAGGAGACUGCUGAGGAAUUUAAGCGCGAGCACGGCGACAAGGUAGAGAUUUUCGAGAUCCCCGAGUCGGGCGAGUACACUGUUCGCCUUAGGAAGGGUGCUACGCUUUUGAUCCCCAAGGCACUUCGCUUCGACCGCCUCGUCGCUGGCCAGAUCCCCUCUGGCUGGGACGCCCGCAAGUACGGUAUUCCGGAGGACAUCAUCUCUCAGGUCGACCCCGUCACCCUCUUCGUUCUCGUCUGCACUGUUGAGUCGCUGCUCGCCUCAGGUAUCACGGAUCCUUACGAAUUCUACAAGUAUGUCCACCUCACCGAGGUCGGUAACUGUAUCGGUUCCGGUAUUGGUGGUACCAGCGCUCUGCGAGGCAUGUACAAGGACCGCUACCUUGAUAAGCCCCUGCAGAAGGAUAUCCUCCAGGAGUCUUUCAUCAACACCAUGAGCGCCUGGGUGAACAUGUUGUUGAUCUCUUCGACCGGUCCCAUCAAGACACCUGUUGGUGCUUGCGCUACUGCCGUUGAAUCCAUCGAUAUCGGUUACGAGACCAUUGUCGAGGGCAAGGCUCGCGUUUGCUUCGUUGGUGGUUUCGAUGACUUCCAGGAGGAAGGAUCGUACGAAUUCGCCAACAUGAAGGCUACCAGCAAUGCUGAAGAUGAGAUUGCUCACGGCCGUACUCCCAAGGAGAUGUCUCGUCCUACCACUACCACCCGUAACGGCUUCAUGGAGUCCCAGGGUUGCGGUAUUCAGGUUAUCAUGACCGCCCGUCUGGCUCUUGACAUGGGUGUCCCCAUUUAUGGUAUCCUCGCCCUUACCACUACGGCCACCGACAAGAUUGGUCGUUCCGUACCCGCUCCCGGCCAGGGUGUGCUCACCACUGCCCGCGAGAACCCCACCAAGUUUCCCUCGCCCCUACUCGAUAUCAAUUACCGCAAGCGCCAGCUCGCCCUCCGCCGCAACCAGAUCAAGCAGUGGCAGGAGUCAGAGCUCUUGUAUCUGCAAGAGGAGGUUGCCGCCAUCAAGGCGGGUGGCCAGGAGAUCAACGAGGCCGAGUACUUGCAGGAUCGUGCCGAGCAUAUUGAGCGCGAGGCUGCUCGCCAGGAGAAGGAUGCCACAUACAGCCUUGGCAACGCCUUCUGGAAGCAAGACUCUCGCAUCGCUCCUCUGCGAGGUGCCCUCGCUACCUGGGGUCUCACCAUCGAUGACCUUGGUGUUGCGUCCUUCCACGGUACCUCAACCAAGGCUAACGACAAGAACGAGUCUGAAGUCAUCUGCGAGCAGCUCAAGCACCUUGGCCGCAAGAAGGGUAACGCCGUGCUUGGUAUCUUCCAGAAGUACCUUACUGGUCACCCCAAGGGUGCGGCUGGUGCCUGGAUGUUUAACGGCUGCUUGCAGGUCCUCAACACUGGCCUCGUGCCGGGUAACCGCAACGCCGACAAUGUCGACGAGGUCAUGGAGAAAUUCGACUACAUUGUGUACCCAAGCCGUAGCAUCCAGACGGAUGGCAUCAAAGCCUUCUCGGUCACUUCGUUUGGUUUCGGUCAGAAGGGUGCUCAGGCCAUUGGUAUCAACCCCAAGUACUUGUUUGCUACCCUCGACGAGGCGCAAUUCGAGGCCUACAAGAUCAAGGUUGAGGCUCGCCAGAAGAAGGCCUACCGUUACUUCCACAACGGCAUGAUCACCAACACUCUGUUCCAGGCCAAGGACAAAUCGCCGUACAGCGAAGAGCAGAUGCAGAGCGUUUUCCUUAACCCCGACGCCCGUGUCACCGCCGACAAGAAGACCAAGCAACUCACCUUCCCCGCUACACCUGUCAAGAAGGUCGCCGAUAAGAGCAAGACCGACAACACCCGCCAGGUCGUUGAGUCGCUCGCCAAGGCUGCCGCUACUGCCAAUUCCAAGAUUGGCGUCGACGUUGAAGCCAUUGAUGCCAUCAACAUUGACAACGACACGUUUGUCGAGCGUAACUUUACCGCCUCUGAGCAAGAGUACUGCCGCAAGGCACCCAGCCCCCAGGCCAGCUUUGCCGGUCGGUGGAGCGCCAAGGAAGCCGUCUUCAAGUCCCUCGGUGUUCCUAGCAAGGGUGCUGGCGCUCCUUUGAAGGACAUUGAGAUUACUAGCGACGAGAAGGGUGCUCCCGUUGUCACUCUCCACGGUGAUGCCGCUGUCUCUGCCAAGCAAGCCGGCAUCAAGUCUGUUGAUGUCAGUAUCUCACACAGCGAUGCCCAGGCUAUUGCCGUCGCCGUGUCCAAGUUUUAGAUUUGGUCAUGUGGCAGAGUCCGAAGAAUGGUCGCGGACGAUAUGGUUGAAGUUAAUGCUUUGGGAUGAACUUAUCCCUCCACGUAUGAGAGGCACUUUUAUAAUUAUUGUUUGAUGCUUCAAAGUCCAGCCGGGUAAUAUUUUUUUUUGCUGGCGCUUUUUCACUU
Molecule: messenger RNA, 5980 nt
Organism: Xylona heveae TC161
Lineage: Eukaryota; Fungi; Ascomycota; Xylonomycetes; Xylonales; Xylonaceae
Product: fatty acid synthase-like protein
Exons: 3
Coding region: 216-5813 (1865 amino acids)
Biological process (GO): long-chain fatty acid biosynthetic process
Cellular component (GO): fatty acid synthase complex
Molecular function (GO): magnesium ion binding; fatty acid synthase activity; 3-oxoacyl-[acyl-carrier-protein] synthase activity
Source: RefSeq, a predicted model, not a curated record